Messenger RNA from Petromyzon marinus (sea lamprey), 2413 nucleotides. Its product is annotated as FAD synthase-like. The record is from RefSeq and is a predicted model, not a curated record. Gene Ontology annotation, molecular function: FMN adenylyltransferase activity. Gene Ontology annotation, biological process: FAD biosynthetic process. NCBI's taxonomy places the organism in Eukaryota, Metazoa, Chordata, Hyperoartia, Petromyzontiformes, Petromyzontidae.
UCUGUGUGUGUGUGUGUGGGCGGAGGGAGGGAGAGAGCUGCGCGAGCUUAUCCGCUCUAGGGAAUCAAUUGAAGAGGUUAAUUUAUUUUUUUUGGUACCUUCUGGAGUGGGACAAGGUCGACUUGUCCCGUCGCUUAAACAAAACAAACCAACAACAACCAACAACAACAACCGACACUUUAAACUCACCAUCAGCGCCGCCGUCGUCGUCAUGGAGAAGGCGAGGUCGCGGGACGCCGCUGUGGAUGAUGGCGAAGUGGCGGUGCAGCUCGACCACGGGGGCCGCACUAAAGGCCACCAGGGGCCGCCAGUGGCCCGUGGGCCUUGCAACGAAGAGCACUGCCCCACAGUGUUGUCUCGAGACUGCAGCUUGGGCCACCGCGUCGCAGAUUCCCUGAAGGUCAUCGAGGACGCGGUGCGGACGUACGGGCUGGCCCAGCUGUGCGUAGCCUUCAACGGCGGCAAGGACUGCACGGCCUUGCUGCACCUGGUCCACACUGUGACGCGCAGGCUAUGCUUGGACAUGGGGGAGAAACUGCAGGCUCUCUACAUCCGUGGAGCGGCUCCCUUCCCAGAGAUAGAGAGCUUCGUGCAGGAAUCAGGCCAGCGCUACGGGCUGCGCAUGCACACGGUGGAGGGCGCGGUGCGUGAUGCCCUGGCGGAACUGAAGCUCCGGGAGCCGGGCCUACGCGCGGUGCUCAUGGGGACGAGGCGCACCGACCCAUACUCGCACACCCUCACCCCCGAGUGCCGCACAGACCCGGGCUGGCCCGAGUAUGUGCGAAUCAACCCAAUGCUGGAGUGGAGUUACCACGACGUCUGGCGCUUCCUGCGUUCGUCGAAUCUCCCUUACUGCAUCCUGUACGACAACGGCUACACGUCCCUGGGCAGCGCCGCCGACACGUGGAGGAACGACGCGCUGCGUUACACGGACGCACGCGGAGAGGAGCGCUACCGCCCCGCCUACUCGCUCGAUGACCCCGAGGAGGAGCGCACGUCACGCAGCUGACACGACCCCUGACAUGCAGGGGAGUGCCCAGCUUUGCUCCGUCCGUCCGUGCAGGGGCAGGGACCAUUGUUUGCCAAUCAUGGUGCCACGGUGGGGUAGGGGGGGGGUAGGGGGGUGUCUUGAUUUGAACCUGGUGAGUCGCAGCCUCCUAAGGUGUGGCCUUGAAACGUCUUGCUCGUGCCACUGCGGGCAGAAGGGCCUCUGUGGGUUGACUUGCUCUGUUCAUCCAGCGGUCAAGAAUGCCGGGUUUUGCCAACUGUCGGUGCGGCGUCGUCUGUGGACUCGGGGCUCGCGCCACCGUUUGGAAGCACGUAAAUAAUAAGAGUGCUCUUCGAGAGCGCCUUUAAGAGGGUACUUUGGCCUACAGUUUGUACGCAGAGAACUUACACUUUACCUCACCACACAUCUGCCGAUUAACAGCGGUGUACACAAUUAUACUGCCCCCCCCCCCCCCCUAAUCAGAGGUCUUAUAGUGUCAGGGUGCAGAGGGAGGUGGGUGGUUUGUGGCCAGGUGGUUCAGAUGUCAAAGGCUUGAGAACGACACCUGUCAGAACGCUCGUUUGAGUGUGUGUGGUCACCACCUGUGAUUAAACCGGUUUCUUAAGGUUAGUUGGCCGAGUUGAUGGUCUCGGUCUAGUCACUAAUGACUGCACAAAAUUUUGGGGUCCACUUCGGCAUUGAAGAUAUACGACUGACUGCCAUGCAAAUGAAUAAAUCUGUAGAGUUUUGAGCGUGGGGAAUUGUGUACCCGCCAUCGCAUGUGGAUAAGACGUUCUAGGAUAUCUCCUCUCCCAGACCAUUGAGGCCAUGUGAGAGUUCCCAAUUGGACACUUUGCGCCCUGCUGCGGUGCAUUACAACAAAAUUGGGAACAGAAAUUACAACAGAUAUUGCGGCUUGCAAGCAGGUUUUCCUGCUGCAUGCAGAACACAUGGCAACAGCACUGAACUGUAGACUCUGGGCUACAGAUGCAACCACUGAGAACUAAUCAUAGUGGAGAGAGGUUCAUAAUGCAAUGCUAAUAAUCUAAACUGUUUUUGUGAAGUGGUCUGUCAAGAAAACAUGAAGGCUGUAUGAUAAUGAGCAGCUAAUUUUUUUACGAGACUGCAUCCAAGGAGAAAUUAGGAAAUGUGGACUUAAAAUUUGGUCUUUUAAUAGCAACAUAAAAUAGAUAAAUGCUGAUGGUGAACAUCCUGCUUUUCUGAGGCCUAAAAUUAAAGACUUAGAUCUUGGUCACCGGUUCAGACAAUGCGACUGAAUGAGUUUUGAACAAGUGAAUACUCAUAUUCUUGAUUCUUUCGGUAAAGUCACGUAGAAGAGAAACAAUAAAAUAAUGAAAUAUAUAUAAAACAAUAAAAUUCUCACGACGUUUCGACUGCAACACAAGUAAUCAUCAUCAGGUGUGA